AUGGGUUGUGUAUGCAAUUGUAAAUCUUCUAAGACAUCAAAUUAAAAUACUUAACUGUAAUUUAAUGUUGCUGAACAAUAUAGAAGUAAGUUCUUAGUAUAUUUAUAGAUAACAGGAAUAUAAAUACAUAAGAUAGUUUAGAGGAUAUCUGCCAAUCUCUUUGCAAUAUUGGCUAAGAAAUAAAAAGUUUGGGUUAAUUGAGAAUUGAGGUCCAGGAGAAGAUUGAUGAGUUAGGAACUUUUAAGGCCAUAGAAUAGAUUGACUCUAAAGCUUCUUGUUAUUAAUUUCUUUAAUGUGCUGAUGGUUCUAUAUUCUAUGGUUUGGUAAAAAAUGGUGUUCGAAACGGAAUCGGAAAAUAACAUUGGUUGACCAAUGGAAAUUAUUUAGAAAGGUAAAUAUUCCAAUAUUAAUUUUAGUGUUUGGGCAGAUGAUAAAGCUAAUGGACCAGCCAGAAUGAUCUAUUCAAAUGGAGAUGUGUAAUUUAUUCAUUUAUUUUUAGUUUUGAAGGACACUUAAUUGAGAAUAAAGCUAAUGGUUUUGGAAUAUUCAGAAAUAAAAAAAAAGAAGUUAGAGGUAGAUUUUUUAGUUAUUUAAGGGUUUUGGGUUGAUAACAGACUCUAAGGUAAUGGGCUAGAAGUGAGAAAAAAUGGAAUUAAAUAUGAAGGUUAAUUUAAAUGUGGAAUAAUUGACGGGAGAGGGUAGUAUACGUUUCCGGAUGGUAGAAUGUAAAUAUAUCAACACAUUUUAGAUAUCGAGGAUAAGUUAAAUAAGGAAUGAUGCAUGGAGAAGGCUUGAUGACCUGGCCUGAUUAUAGUUAUUUCAAAGGUGAAUUUCGAAAUAAUCAUAUCAAAGGAUAUGGGUGUUAUACUCAUACUGAUUCUUAAACCUAUAUGGGAUAUGUAUGGACUAUUUUUCUAUAUUCAGUUUUUUUCUAAUUACCACCAACCUGUUAAAUAGUUAGAGAUAUUUUAUAGUCAUGAUCAAUGUGUAUAAGAAAGUGAUAAACUAUAAAAGUUCUAUAAACAAUAUGGUGGAGACCAUCAAUGAUUC
Molecule: messenger RNA, 1050 nt
Organism: Paramecium octaurelia
Lineage: Eukaryota; Ciliophora; Oligohymenophorea; Peniculida; Parameciidae
Source: the annotation of a GenBank genome assembly